AUGGAAGACUCACUCAUUACGUCUGAAAUACAUCCAACUUCUGGACACAUUUUGAAUACUGGUUUCAUGCCUUUUGGCACCAGCAGCGAUCAUCAACCCAACGAGGCGUCCGAGACGCAACCCGAUAUCACAGAAACAUUAAGUGACCAACUACAAAACCUUCACUUGCAGAUUUCAUUGCCUGAUUCUAGGCCAUCAAGCACUGAAUGCAGUCCCAAUAUUAUACCUGCAACUCUUGCCGACAGUCGCCGAAACUCAGACGACACUCCAGAUGUAAUGGAGCUAGAUGAAGACACCACAGUCCCAAAGCCAUUCCAUCGCUGGAUUAGAUCUCUACGCCGGCGAGCAGCUCACAAGCGAGCCACUGGAGAUCAUCGUCGUGACGAGAGCCUUUUUUCGUCGCCAAAUCAGAGCCGUCAGCAAAGUCCAAGUGGCCGAUGCAAAGCUCAGUCGUCCUCCGGCUCGUCUUUCAACCUUCUUACCACGGUGCGCAGCGCAGCUGUAAGUACACUAAGUAUAGGUGCGGCUAUAAACCCCAAUACCGGAGUUAAGCCAUCACGAGAUGCUUCUCUAUCGGAUGAAAAUAUUACCAUGGGCCAUCCUGAACGAAGUGCCAGUAAGGAGAGCCUCAGCCAGCGUCCACAGCACACGGCAUCUAGGGAGCGGAGCUUCCAGCGACGACGAAUCUUGGAAGAACUAAUCAAUACUGAAGAGGGUUAUCUUGGGGAUUUAAGGUUCCUAAUGAAUGUCUACAUAACGUUAUUCUCGUCGGUGCCUGCUCUCUCCGAUAGCUUUCGAGCCGCAAUAAGUCACAACUUGUCUCAAAUGAUUGAGCUUCACGAUGAGAUAUUGGGCGAGCUACACCGUGCAGUUCCCAAUUCUCAAUACAGUGCCACAGAAACACAUCCUCCAAAGCCAUCACCAAUACAUAGUCAAUCACACCCUCAUUCUUUGGUGACGCACCGCCGUUGUGUGAGUCUUGAUGCUGUUGUGGACAAUGUUCAAAUCGACAGAUCCGAUCAAAAUCAUCAGGGCAUGGCUGUUGAGCCGCAGGUCGUAGGUGAGGUGGCCAGAAUCUUUGGACGAAAGAUAAAGAGAUUCUUCGUAUAUACGGAAUACAGCGCUCGAUAUGAAGCAAUAAUACAAGACCUGCUUACCAGGCAUGCUGACUUGACUACAUGGUCCGUUUACCAGCGUGGGUUGGAGAAUCUUGCAGCUAUCUUGGACUCGUGUAAGAACUCUGAUGAGGCAUCCCGUCGAGCCAUGACCGUUAGAGAUCUUCUUAUCAAACCCAUUCAACGAGUGUGUCGCUACCCUCUAUUAUUUUCCGAACUUCUAAAACACACCCCCGAAGUAGAUUGUCCGAACUCUCGCAUGGAAAUUGAAAACAGUCUGUUUAGGCUGAGAGAGGCCACUACAGAAAUCAACCGUGCCGCUGAUGAUUUAGACAUGAAGAAUAUCCUCCAACGUACCUAG
This is a messenger RNA of [Torrubiella] hemipterigena, 1476 nucleotides long. The record is from the annotation of a GenBank genome assembly. Lineage: Eukaryota; Fungi; Ascomycota; Sordariomycetes; Hypocreales; Clavicipitaceae.